This is a messenger RNA of Cololabis saira (Pacific saury), 4070 nucleotides long. RefSeq names its product peroxisome proliferator-activated receptor gamma, coactivator 1 beta (gene ppargc1b). The coding region runs from base 1 to 2751 and encodes 916 amino acids. The record is from RefSeq and is a predicted model, not a curated record. The transcript has 12 exons. Gene Ontology annotation, biological process: positive regulation of transcription by RNA polymerase II. NCBI's taxonomy places the organism in Eukaryota, Metazoa, Chordata, Actinopteri, Beloniformes, Belonidae. Gene Ontology annotation, cellular component: nucleus. Gene Ontology annotation, molecular function: nucleic acid binding; transcription factor binding.
AUGGCGGACUGCGCUCCACUAUUAGAUGAGGAACUCUCGUCCUUUGUCUUCAAUUACCUGACAGAAAACUCCGGCAGCCAGUAUGGGGAGGAGGAGGUGUGUUCGGACCGCUUGGACACCGACUUCCCGGACAUCGACCUCUCCCAGCUGGACACCAGCGACUUCGACAGCGUCAACUGCCUCAGCGAGCUGCAGUGGUGCAACGACCAGCCGGCCGACGUGUCGCCGGCCUCCAUCCGCUACAGCACGGCCGACGAGCUGUUCGAGAUAGAAGAGGAGAAUGCGGCCCUGCUGGCCGCCCUGACGGACAGUCUGGACGGCAUGGUGGACGCCGAGGUGGGCGGGCUGUCCGUGUUCCCCGCCCUGGAGGAGGAGCCCGGUCACCAUGACGACGACGACGACAGUCUUCCUCUCAGCUCCCACGACUUCCGUCAGUCCCCGGGGGCCGAAGCAGAGGACCCGUCUCUGCUGAAGAAGUUGCUGUUAACUCCUCCCAAUGUCCCCACGGGCAUCGACGUGCACAAAGAUGGAGUCCACAGCCAUCGCUACGGCAACAGAAGCCUGCGCUUACGGCCGGUCAGACCCCUGGCCAAGAGCGACCUCCCCCCGGAGCGGAAGCCCCGUGCCGUGCGCCCCGCGGGGCGUCUGUGCACCGAGCUGCACCGCCACCUGACCACCGCCCAGGACAUGGAGGACGCCCCGACGCCCGACACGGAGGAGGACGAGGAGGAGGAGGAGGAGGACGAGGACAGCGAGUCGGAGGAGGAUGAAGAGGAGGAAGGGGAGGAGGAGGAGGAGGAGUCUUCCAGCAGCGAGGUGGAGGGCGCGGCGCGCACGGCGGGGGCCGCCCCUCCCGAGCCGCCCAAGCCUCAGUUCAGCUCGGAGAAGGAACUGCACUCGGUGGUGGAGCUGAUCACGUACAUGCACACCUACUGCCUGCCCAUGCGCAAGCAGCAGGGCUGGGAGCGCCGGGACGCCCCCCGGCCCCGGGUCCGACCCGAGGGCCCCCGCCCCGGAACCCUGAACUCUCACAGUAGAGCCGCGCCGGCGGCCACGCCCGGGACGAGCGGGGGCCACGCCCCCAGGAGGGUCCCUUUCGCCCGGCAGAGAGAGAUGAAGGCCGACUCCCUCCUCUGCGAGCUCCUGCAGCAGAGCAGCUCCUUCGAUGUGAGCAAGCCUUACAGACUGCACAGCCCCCCCUAUGCCCACUCACACGGCCCCCACGGGGACGCCGCACCGCCGGCCUCCCUCUCAGCCCCGUACCCCUCCUACAACCCCAAAACAGAGCUUUGCAAAGACUCCUCCUCGCCCGAGAGGAGGAACUGUCCCUCCGAGCUGGAGGAGCCGGCCGAAACCAGCGGCUCCUUCUCGGUGCGGCGCUCCAGACGCUUGGCCUCCUUCCCCAGCCGCUUCGCCAAGCGGCUGCGGCCCGGGCGGGCGAGGGACGGCGAGGGCCGGGACAGGGACGACAGGGAGGACGGACAAGCAGGGGUCAAACUCCUGCCCACCCAGGCGGGAGGGGGAACCACCAUGGGGAUGCAGCCGGAACAGCGAGCGUCCGGAGAUGGCAGCGCCGCCCCGACGGAGCCGACCAAACCCUGCUGCCACGAAAAGCGAGCCUGCCUCUGUCUGCCUCUCAACCAGAAGUCCACAGGAGAGUCCCAGUUCAGCACCAAGCCUUUCGAGCAGACGCUCAGCGUGGAUCUGUGUGGAACCGCAGGUCUCACCCCCCCCACCACCCCGCCUCACAAGCCUGUGGAAGACGAGCUGUUCAAGCCGUCCGAGGGAGGGAAGGGCGGCGGCGACGGCGGCGGCGGCCAUGGCGAGCCCGUGCACUUGUCUUCCAGCAGCCACGCUGCCACCAAGGGCUCGUCCUGGCUGAGCCGCCCGCACCACCCGCGCAAGCUGCCGGAGCAGACGGAGCUGUACGCCCAGCUGCAGCGCAUGGGCCAGGCGGGCGACGCCGACACCCAGCGCAACUUCGGCGACCACGACUACUGCGCGCUGAGUCUCGGGGAGAGCCGCAAGCGCAGCGCCGCCAUCCUGGGCGCCAUCCUGCAGACGCGGGAGGGGAGCGAGGGCGAGGCCGCCCUGGCGAUCAAAGCGGCCGACGAGCGGGCGGCGGAGGAGAAAGGCAAGGAGGGCGUGGAGGAGAGGCUGCUGACGGGCGAGGCGGCGCAGCCGCAGGAGCAGCAGAUCGCCAUGGUGACGUCGUCACCGUCGCCUCCAUCAGACUGCCAGUCGGCCGCGGCGACGCCUCCCACCUCCGAGGAGGAGGCGGAGUGUUCGUCCCGCUCACCCUCACCCGUCCUGCACCUCUGUCCCGACUCCCCUUCCAGCAAGACGGACUCCAGCGAGAACUCUGAGAUCUGUCCUGACGAGAUGCAGAGGAACAAAGCCAAGUCUGAUGAGGACAACUGCCAGGUGUUUUACAUCCACAACCUGCCGAGCAACGUGACCCAGAACAUGCUGAGGAAACGCUUCCAGGUCUUCGGAAACACGGAGGACUGCAAAGUCAUCAUCUGCAACGAGGAGCGCUGCGGGGUGAUAAAGAUUCGUCAGGCUGGGAGUCAAAGACACCGGAGGGAACGUGAGACUGUUUUCCAGAACGGUCCCGGAGGCGUCAGGAGGCAGUCACGGAAACGCUACAUAGACCUCGAUGAGGCGGGUCCCGGCCCGGUCAAGAGCAAGUACGACGCGGUGGACUUUGACACGCUGCUGAAGGAGGCCCAGAAGUCCCUGCACCGUUGACUUUACCGCGCCCUUGACUGGCCAGCCUUAGAAAACUGCAGCAGCUCCCCUCUGACAACACGGGUCUGCACUCAGGCCGGCCCUACGGUACCUCCAACGCAAGUCAAACCUUGCAAAAUGUUUACAUUUUUACCAUUGGAAUAAAGUAACAAGACCUUGUUUUGUAAGUUUUCUUCGGCCGAAGGAUACUGCUCAAAAUUAAGGAAGCCUUCGGAAGUCUGCAGAGGUUUAAAAGACAAUGGAGGGGAAGAGAAAGACUUUAAACAGCAAUGGUACAAAAACGCUGCAAAUGGUAAAACAGUUCUCCACUGGGAACAGUAACAACGAAGCUGCUUCCUGUCUGUACUGAUGACAUCACUGCCCCCGUCUUGGACGACUGGGCACGAGAGACCUGUAGCAACAAUCCUUGCUAUCCCUGCGUUUGCGUCGGUCGUUGUGGUGUGUGUACCUGCGUGUUCUUCGUUCUGUUUCGUUUUGUUAAAAGAGAAAAAGAAAAGAAAAGAAAAGCCUCCCUGUUUCUGGUCACGAGUGGGUCGACCUGCAAGCGUUGGUGUUCGCUUGUCUGCUCGUAUAUACAGGAAAAAAACAAAAAAACUGCUUUGUUUUAGCGAAAAAUUGUGGAUGUUAAAGAUUUUAAAAACCUACUGUGUGUGCGUGUGCGUGUGCUUGUGUGUGUGUGUGUGUGUGUGUGUGUGUGCGUGUGUGUGUGUGUCAUGGACAAAGAAUAUAACAAAAUAACAUUUAACGUGAUCAAAGGAUGACUGAUAAAGUUUACAAAUCUAAAAUGAAGAAAAAAAAUCAUGUUUUUUUUCUUUCUUUGUAAAUGUAGUGCUUCCUUAAUUUGAUCUAUGCACUGUAAGGAGGUAAAUGUCUCUGCUGUCCUCCACAACCCCGUCCCCGUUUCCCCACCCCCUCGUAUGUCUAACUCUGCCAUGCAUUAUAAUAAUUAAUGCAUAAUUAAUGCAUUAAUACUAUCGUGGCCUCUGCUACUGGCUGCUGCAGGCUCCGUUUCAGGAAAACCUGAAAAACCUUCUAAGACAAGAUUGACAUUUUACAUUUUAUUUGAUUCUUUUACAAACGAAUCAUUAUAGAGAUGGGAAACGUUUUGGAAAAGCACUUUUGUUGAAUGUGUUGCAUGUGUUAGUUAUCGUCAAAAUGAGUCCAUUUGGGGGGGGGGGGGCUACUUUUUGGACAUUCAGCUUCCUGUCGUAGGGCUGAAAUUAGUUUAACAAGUUUCUAACUAAAUUUAUAUAAAGUUUCUUUGAAAAUGUACUGCCUUCUUUUGAAAGAAGUUUGAGGAUUUGGACUUUUGUUAGUAA